CUAAUAUUGUUAAGCAAGAAAAGAAAGGUAAGAUGGAGUACAUGAUUAGUUUAACAGCAUCCAUUGAUAUUGCAAGAUUGCUUCUGACUUUGGGUUUGCCAUUUAGAGAUCAUGAUGAAAGUGAAUCUUCUAAGAGGAAGGGAAAUUUUGAACACAAGAUUGAAGAGCUUGGUUGCCAACUUGAAAAUUUUGUUGAGAAUAUUCGUGAUGAUUCAAGAUUCUGCAAUCUGAAAGGGCUUGCUGAUCUGUGCAAGAAAUUAGUUGAAAAAAAGAAACACACUUCUUAUCAUUUGGUGUUUUUGUUAUUGAAGCUGGUAUUAAUUCUACCCGUCGCCACAGCAUCAGUCGAGAGAGUUUUUUCUGCUAUGAAGUAUAUCAAGUCUGAUUUGCGCAAUAGAAUAGCCUUGACCCCACAGGGUUUGAGUCCUGGCUCCGCCACUGGAUGCAGUUGA
Messenger RNA from Oryza sativa Japonica Group (Japanese rice), 452 nucleotides. RefSeq lists its product as uncharacterized. Lineage: Eukaryota; Viridiplantae; Streptophyta; Magnoliopsida; Poales; Poaceae. Gene Ontology annotation, molecular function: protein dimerization activity. The record is from RefSeq and is a predicted model, not a curated record.